GUGCGCGACAUCCCCGCCAGCAAGGAGCUGCUCCUGUGCGGUGGGCCGUCCAGGGGGCUCCGCGGCGUCAACCUGCCCCUCCCACCCGCGCGGCCCGUCACUCGACGAGCGGCGAGCACCACGACGGCGAGCACCCACGCGUCGGGCACGCCCAAGGCGAGCACCGCGACGGCGGCGGCCCUCCCGGAGGGCGCCACCAGGGCGGGUACCCCCAAGGCGAACUCUCCGACGGCGGGCAUGCCCAAGGCGAGAACCCCUACAGAGAGCACCCUGACGGCGGGCAGAACGGCGGCGGACACCCCGGCGGCGAGCACCCCGGCGGCGAGCACCCCCCUGGCAGGGAGCACCUCCACGGCGAGCGCCUUCGCCUGCGAGAAGUGCGACCUCUGCUUUACCAGCUUCCCGCUGAUGGACCAGCAUCAGCGCUCAGGCAGAUGCAUGGCCGAGAUCAGACGGCGGCGAGCGUGCAGCGGACCUGGGGGCGCUGGCGCCGGGCGGGCGGGAGGAGAUGUGGCAAAGGAAGACGAGCUGGUGGUGGUAGAGGAGGUGGCGCAGGUAAAAGAAGAGCAAGCAGACGACCCGCCAGCGAUAAAGGAAGAGCUGCUUCAAGGAGAGGACCCGCCUGUUGUAAUGGGAGAGCAGCUCCAAGAAAAGGAGCCGCCCGUGAUAGAAAAAGAGCAGCUUCAAGGAGAGGACACGCCGGUUGUAAUGGGAAAGCAGCUCCAAGAAAAGGAGCCGCCCGUGAUAAAGGAAGAGCAGCUUCAAGGAGAGGACCCGCCGGUUGUAACGGGAGAGCAGCUCCAAGAAAAGGAGCCGCCCGUGAUAAAGGAAGAGCAGCUUCAAGGAGAGGACCCGCCGGUUGUAACGGGAGAGCAGCUCCAAGAAGAGGAGCCGCCCGUGAUAAAGGAAGAGCAGCUUCAAGGAGAGGGGCCGCCAGUGAUGAGAGAAGACCCGCCACAGGUCGAAGGGCCGCCAAAAAUAAAAGAAGAGCCGGUAGUGCAAGAAGAUCCGCCACAGAUCAAAAAGGAGCAGCUGCAGGAAGAAGAGUGGCCGCGGGGAAGGGAAACGCCGCCAAAGAUAAAAGAGGAGCCGCCAGAAGUAGAAGAGUGGUCGACGAAAGAAGACCAGCUGCCGGGGGGAGGAGACCGGCGAGAGGCAGCGGGAGAGCAGCGACAGGGAGGCGAGGGGCCGCCGAGGGUAGAAGAGUUGCCACAGACGGCUGAGCAUCAGGAGGUGGUGGUGGUGGACUCGCCCCAAGGAGAAGGUUCGCCCCGAGUAGAAGACUCGCCCCAUGGAGAGGAGCAGCUCCCCGGAGGCAGUGGCCAGGACCAGCGCAACAGCCCUGCAACCGUGGCGAGCGGGAGCGAGGCCGAGCAGGCCAGGCCCCACCGCUGUGAGACUUGCGCGACGGCCUUCAAGAGCAAGGCCCACCUGCGAGAGCACAUGGUGGUCCACUCCGAGGAGAGGCCCCACACCUGCGAGACCUGCGGCGCGACCUUCAAACUGGUGGGCAACUUCCGACAACACAUGCGGCUGCACUCUGGCGAGAGACCCCACGCUUGCAGCACCUGCGACGCGGCCUUCAAGACGGCGUCUCACCUCCGCGCUCACAUGCGGGCCCAUACUGGAGACAAACCUUACACCUGCGAGACCUGCGGCGCGGCCUACAAGAGAGCGUCCCACCUCCGUGUUCACUUGCGGAGUCAUACUGGCACGACCCGCGAGAUAUCCGAGCCCGAGUUGGAGGACGGCGCUGACAACCCCUCCUGCGACGUCUGCCGGAAGGACUGGGAGGGCGACUGCCCGCAGCACGGACCCCCGCUGGUCAUCGCCGACACCGAGGUCGCCGUCGGCCACCCCAAGCGGGCGCUGCUCUCGGUGCCGCCCCAGCUCGUCGUGAAGACCAGCAGCGCCCCCGGCGCCGCCGGCCGCUCCGUCUGGGCCCGGGAGGCGGUGCCCAGGAGGGCGCGCUUCGGGCCGUACAAGGGCGACUUCCCCCCGGCCCACAAGCAGAACCGCCGCUUGUCCGUGACGGAGAUGGCCUCGUCCAACUGGAUGAGGUUCGUGAACGUCGCAGGCCACCCCGAGGAGGGCAACGUCGUCGCCUCCUGGUCCGAGGGCGGCCUGUACUUCGGCACGGUGCGCGACAUCCCCGCCGGCGCGGAACUGCUCCUCUGCGACGACAAGCAAAGGCCAUGGCUUGCGGCGAAGCUCCGCGCCGAUGCCCCGGCACCCGGCCCUCCCGCGCGGGCCAGGACUCGCCUGAUGACCUCCGCGGCCGCUCUCGCGGCCUCCGGCACUGACCCUCCCGCGGGCCUUCCCGCGGCCUCCAGCACGGGCCCUCGCGCCGGCCCUCUUGCAGCCCGCAAAACUGGCCCUCUUACAGCCCCUGGAACUAGCCCGCUUGCGGCCCCCAAGACUGACCAUCUUACGGCUCCUGGAACUAGCCCCCCUGCGACCCCCAAGACUGGGCCCUAUACGGCCCCUGGAGCUAGCCCUCCUACGAUACCCUGCACUGGCUCUCCUGCGGCCCCCAGAACUGGAGCUCCUGCGACCCCUGGAACUGCAGCCCCUGCGACCCCCGGCACUGGUCCUCUUGUGGCCCCUGGAACUGGCCCUCCUGCGGCUCCUGGAACUGGAGCUCCUGCGGCCCCUGGAACUGCAGCCCCUGCGACCCCCGGCACUGGCCCUCUUGUGGCCCCUGGAACUGGCCCUUCUGCGGCUCGUGGAACUGGCCCUCCUGCGGCCCCUGGAACUGGCCCCUCCAAGGCGGGCAUCUUCCCCUGCGAGAAGUGCGACCUGUGCUACGCCAGCGCCGAGCACCGCGACAAGCACCGGCGCUCCGGCAGGUGCAGGGGCGAGUAUAACAGCACGCCGGCGGCGCGGGGCCUGCAAAAGCUUUCAACUGUCGCAAAACUGCCCAAAAAGGGUGAGCUGCCUCAAGCGCGAGGAGAGCAGGCACUGCCAAGAGACGCGCCGGCUGGGGCUGGGAAAAAAGAGUCGCCUCCAGCAAGAGGAGAGCCGCCCAAGGUCACUGCAAAGCCAGGGAAGGAGGGUGAAGAGCAGCAUCAGGGUGCCGCAGCCAAGACGAUCCUCGAACCGCGCCAGCACCGCUGCGAGACGUGCGGGGCGUCCUUCACGCGGGCGACCCUGCUCCGGGACCACAGGCGGGUGCACACCGGGGAGAGGCCGUACGUCUGCCACACCUGCGGGGCGAGCUUCAAGCAGGCGGGCAACCUGCGCCACCACAUCCAGGUGCACACGGGCGAGAAGCCCCACCCGUGCAAGGUGUGCGGGUCCAACUUCAAGCGGCCGACCCACCUGCGUGCCCACAUGCGCAUCCACACCGGAGAGAAGCCUUACAAGUGCGACACCUGCAGCGCCGCCUUCUCCGAGAACAGCCUGCUCCACCGGCACAAGAGGACUCACACCGGGGAAAAGCCUUACGUGUGCCAGAUGUGCGGCGCGGGCUUCACCGAGAGCGGCGCUCUCAGCAGGCACACGAGGACGCACACCGGAGAGAGGCCCUACAGCUGCCCGACCUGUUUCAAAGGUUUCGCCGACAAUGCCAAUCUUCAAACGCACAUGAGGACCCACACUGGUGACAAACCCUACCGCUGCAAGACGUGCGGCGCGGGCUUCUCGAGGAGUUCCAAUCUCCGUGCGCACGUGAAGACGCACAGUGGCGUCAAACCCCACGUCUGCGAGACCUGUGGCUCCGGUUUCACUACGGCUUCCAAUCUUCGAACCCAUAUGAGGAGACACACUGGGGUUAAACCCUACAAGUGCGAGACGUGCGGCAAAGGUUUCUCUCACAGGAAUAAUCUGCACACCCAUGUGAGGAUUCACACCGGCGACAAACCGUUCGUCUGCGACACUUGUGGCUCACGGUUUGCCGACAAGGCCAAUCUCCGCACACACAUGAGGAUACAUACCGGUGACAAACCUCACAGCUGCUCGACCUGUGGCGUAAGUUUCACCAACAGUUCAAAUCUCCGCGUGCACAUGAGGACGCACACGGGCGAGAGGCCCUUCAGCUGUCCGACCUGCAGCGCUAGUUUCUCUAACAGCACCGUCCUCUGCACACACAUGAGAACACACACUGGUGACAAGCCUUACAGUUGUAAGACAUGUGGCGUCGGUUUCUCUCAGAGUGGUGCUCUUCGCAGACACAUGAAGGUACACACAGGUGAAAAGUCUUUUAGCUGUGAGAUCUGCCACACUACGUUUUCCAGGAUGGAAUAUCUACGCUCUCACAAUAAUUCCUUCCACCAAGAUACCGAAAAAAUGCAAGAAAACCAUUAUGAAUGGAAGUUUUUUGUAGCCCCAAUGAAUGUUACGGUGAAGUGCUGGAACGCACACACCUGUCGCGAUAGCAGUAGACAGUCUCUACAAAGCCAACGUGACGUGAUAGCACAGCUGACCAUGAGCGAAGAUUUAAACGAAUAUGAGGAGAUUAAAUGUUAUUUCUCCCCAUCCGAGUGGGAAAAACUUAGCCACGACGAAAUAAUUGAAAUGAAAAAUGAAAAGUGGAAGUAUGACACCAUACGGCGCUGCGGCUGGACCACCAAGCCCCCCCUUUUCAUGGCUCGAAAUCCGCAUCGCAAACGUCAGCAGCAGGAGACGUCUUUAGGGCCUUUAGGGGAGGGAGCGACGUUCCCGUCAGAGACGCGGAGCUGCCUUGGGGAACCCGUGGCACCUGAUGAGGCACUGGCGCAUCCUCCACCCUCAGCCCCAUCCCCCGACCAGCCCGACGAGGGCGCAGCUCUCGGGCCGAGGUCGGAGGCCAGGAUCAUCCCCGAGCCCAGCAUCCCCAGCGUCACCGAGCCCCGGGUUACCGAGCGCACCCCACGCCACCCCAAGCGGGGCCGGAGCCGGAAGACCCAAGCGGAGUCCGUGGUGUUUGAGAACGACGGCCUCCUCUUCUGCGAUGACUGCCAGGUGGAGUGGGAAGGCGACUGCCCGUUGCACGGACCUCUGCUGGUCGUCGCGGACACCGAGGUCGCCGUCGGCCACCCGGACCGUGCGCUGCUCACGGUGCCGCCCCAGCUCGCCGUGCUGGUCAGCAAGAUCCCCGGCGCGGGGCUGGGCGUCUGGACCCGGGAGGCGGUGCCCAGGAGGGUGCGCUUCGGGCCGUACGAGGGCGACACGGUGCCGGCCGACCAGGAGACGGGCUACGGCUGGGAGAUUCUUCGCGGCGGCAAGCGGACCCACUGCGUCGACGCGCUCGACAUGACGACGUCCAACUGGAUGCGGUUCGUCAACUGCGCGAGGCACUCCGGGGAGGAGAACGUCGUGCCGUACCAGUUGGGGGGCCGGCUGUACUACCGGACGGUGCGCGACGUGCCCGCCAACACGGAGCUGCUGACGUGGUACGGCGACUCGUACGCGCGGGACCUCGGCAUCAGCCCCGGGGCCUACAGGGACCCCGCGCGGGACACGCGCACCCUCACCGGGAUCUUCCCUUGCGGGCGCUGCGCGCUGUGCUUCGUCAGCCCCCUGCUCCAGGCGCAGCAUCACCGCAGCGGCAGAUGCUGGGCGGAGGCCAAGCGCCGGCGGGGGUGCGCGUCGACGCAGGCGGUGGGAGAGCAGCCACCGGGAGAAGGAGCGCGGCGACAGGGUGGUGAAGAGCGGCGACAGGGUGGUGAAGAGCAGCCACUGGGAGGAGAGCGGCGGCGGGGUGGUGAAGAGCAGCCACAGGGGGAAGUAGAGCAACCACCAGGAGAAGAUGAGCAGACACGGGGAGACCAAGGGCAAACACUGGGAGAAGAAGAGCAGCGACAGAGGGGUGAACGGCAGCCACCGGGAGGAGUACAGCAACCUGUACUUGACCGGCGCGAGCACAUGGUGGUCCUCUCCGAGGAGAGGCCCCACACCUGCGAGACCUGCGGCGCGACCUUCAAACUGGCAGGCAAACUCCGGCAUCACAUGUGGCUGCACUCUGAUGAGAGACCCUUCGCUUGCAGCACCUGCGAAGCGGUCUUCAAGAGCAAGGCCCAUCUGCGCGAGCACAUGGUGGUCCACUCCGAGGAGAGGCCCCACACCUGCGAGACCUGCGGCGCGGCCUUCAAACUGGUGGGCAACCUCCGGCGACACAUGCGGCUGCACUCUGGCGAGAGACCCCACGCUUGCAGCACCUGCGACGCGGCCUUCAAGAAGGCGUCUCACCUCCGCGCUCACGUCCGGGCCCAUACUGGAGACAAACCUUACACCUGCGAGACCUGCGGUGCGGCCUACAAGAGAGCGUCCCACCUCCGUGUUCAUAUGCGGAGUCAUACUGGUGAGAAACCGUACAAAUUGGCAAUCUCCGAAAACAUGUAA
Frankliniella occidentalis (western flower thrips) is the source of this 6321-nucleotide messenger RNA. RefSeq lists its product as uncharacterized. Gene Ontology annotation, biological process: regulation of transcription by RNA polymerase II. Lineage: Eukaryota; Metazoa; Arthropoda; Insecta; Thysanoptera; Thripidae. The transcript has 14 exons. Gene Ontology annotation, molecular function: DNA-binding transcription factor activity; histone methyltransferase activity; protein binding. The record is from RefSeq and is a predicted model, not a curated record. The coding region runs from base 238 to 6321 and encodes 2027 amino acids.